CCCCGGGUGCCACUCUCAAGUUCAACACCACUGUAUCGCUCGACUGGUGGUACAACAUCACUGUUAUUGCUGCCGACUUCUCUCGUUAAGUCCCUGUACUCUAAGUCUACCAUUGCAGAUGGCUGGCGCUUUCCGACAAUUGUUGUUGUCAGUCAACCGCAUCUGACACUUGGGUUGGAGGACUGGCAUUGUCUAGUCUUGCGUGGAGUCAGAACGGCUUGCUACCAUAUUCUCGUCAAGAUUUUCCGCAGAAAAAAGUGGCAAGGUCUGGCACGAAAACCCUGUGGUAGGAAUGAGAAGCCUAUCGUCCAAAUCCCUGCAAAAGGAACGAACGAAUGGCAGGGUUUGUUAGAGUAGCGGGAAGAAGUGUGACUAGGAAGAGGGGAAGGGAACAGAGCUUAUCUUUGACUUUUCAGAACUCUGAUCUUCACCAGUACCUCUAGCCAACUCUGAAAUCCAGGGUGCCCUGGACCUGGAACUCUGAUUUGCCAGGGUUUUGUGCCUUGUCAGAAAAAAAAACCCUCGGUGGCUGUGGUUUUGGAGCGGCAAAUGGCGGCACUUCGAAUUGACGAAGGCGAACCGGGGGAGGAAGGAGUGCAGAAAUUCUUCGACUUUGCUCAAUUAUUUCCUUGCCCUUUAAACAAAACCUGUGAUAGUCCUUCUCCCUCUUCCCCUUCCAAGGCUGUUGAGAUCCCUCCUCAAAUUCAACAGGUAUUAGAUGACUUUACAGACAUAUUCCCCUCAGACCUUCCCUCUGGUCUUCCUCCCAAGAGAGCCACCGAUCACAGCAUCACUCUACUCCCAAGCUCCAAACCUACCGUCCGUGCUACCUACCGGAUGAGUGCUGCCGAGCUGCAAGAAGUCCAGAAGCAGUUGGAAGAGCUUCUUGCGAAAGGCUUCAUCCGAGUCAGCUCCUCUCCCUAUGCAGCACCGAUUCUCUUCGUGAAGAAAAAGGAUGGCAGCAUGCGGAUGUGCAUCGACUAUCGUGCACUCAACAAGAUUACCAUCAAGAACCGCUACCCCAGGCCACGUGUGGAAGAACUCUUUAAUCAACUCGGCGAAGCCACAAUUUUCAGCGAGCUGGAUCUCGGAAGCGGAUAUCAUCAACGAUGGUGAUGCUCUUUUAGCUGCUGGUGG
This is a messenger RNA of Closterium sp. NIES-67, 1137 nucleotides long. The record is from the annotation of a GenBank genome assembly. NCBI's taxonomy places the organism in Eukaryota, Viridiplantae, Streptophyta, Zygnematophyceae, Desmidiales, Closteriaceae.